ACCUUGCCGCCCAGGAUCGAUUUCCAUUAUUCUCUUUCUCAAAUUAUUGCUCAGUUGCUCGCAAACGCAUGUGUUUUUUGAUGUGCGGUACGUCAAAAUUUUAUUCCGAUAAUCGAAGCUUAUAGUAAAAAUUGACUGUCGCAAUUUGCAGAAGGUAUCAAAGACGAAAUUUACUGCCCUCUGGAUUUAAUCUAGUAACCGCGGGUUUAGGAGUUACGACAGUGCUUCGAUUUAAUUAGUGUUCGAAUUUUUGUGAAUGGAUUCCGACCCCGAGGUUGUGUUGGUAGAUAAAGUGGAUGAGGACGAACUCUCGACGGAUAAGGAUAGUGGAAUGGAAUCAGCAGGCAAUAGCAAAGAUGAUACUCCAGAGCGAAAACAGACCACAGAUGAAGGAUUUUCUCAACAGCAACCGACAAAAUCGGAACCAAUAGUUUCUAGUCCCGCACCUAAGCCGCAGCCGGUACCGAAAGCUGCGCCGAUUGCUACGCCUGCUGCCAUCAAAAACAAGGAUGAUGAAUAUGAUGACGAACCGGAUGAAAGCCUCUCCGAGCGGCUCUGGGGACUGACCGAAAUGUUCCCCGAAGGGGUACGAAGUUUCUCUGGUGCCGUGACGGAUUUUUCCGUUGCCAGUGUGAAAACCCUUUACAAAUUCACCUGCAAUGCUUCGUGGAUAUUCUUUACCAGCUCGAUGAUUUUAUUCGCGCCGGUUGUCUUCGAAGUAGAACGCGCUCAGAUGGAAGAAAUGCAAAAAACACAACAGAAACAAGUACUCCUGGGACCGGGAUCAGCUGUCGGUGGUACUCCUGGUGGAAUACCGGCUAUGCCUCCGAUGGCGGCGCGAUAAUUUGAUCGUUUGGCAAUGGCUAUAAUGCGGAUAUACACAGUUUUGCUGGGCAGGAGAAAAACAUUUUCAGUGAGUUUCGAGCAACAUGUGGUGGAAUUCAUACAAGUAUCAUCAGACUGGAACGGUACCCUAGAAGAGUGUAGGAAAGGUUAGGUCGUAUAAACGUUUCCUGUAUUGAGUUCAAUUCUAAAAACGUACGAGAAGUCUUGUCUGGAGCAAAUUGAUUAUAAAUAAACUUACCUAAAUCUGUCUAGAAACUGUUACUAGUAGUCUUACCCUUAAUAAACAGCAGUGAAAUACAAA
Messenger RNA from Wyeomyia smithii (pitcher-plant mosquito), 1147 nucleotides. RefSeq names its product mitochondrial import receptor subunit TOM22 homolog (gene mge). Bases 257 to 844 code for a protein of 195 amino acids. The transcript is spliced from 3 exons. Gene Ontology annotation, biological process: intracellular protein transport. The record is from RefSeq and is a predicted model, not a curated record. Gene Ontology annotation, cellular component: mitochondrial outer membrane. Lineage: Eukaryota; Metazoa; Arthropoda; Insecta; Diptera; Culicidae.